CGCUCACGUACAGCCUCUGCCGCGCGCUCACACACUGGAUCGGCUGCUCUGCUGCUCUCCUGCCUCCCCCCACACUCACACAUACACACACUCACACAUACAUACACACACGCGCGCACACACACACACACCCCUUUCAUAAGGUGCUGGCAGCAGCAGUGUUAGCAGAAGCGACGAUAGCAGCAUCGAAAGAGAGGAGGGAGCCUCGGAGACAAGAUGUAGUCGCGUGAAUGAACGUGUAUCCUCGCAGCGCUGUCCUCCUUUGCCGUGGAAUUACCGUGGAACAAAAGAGGAGGACCGUUAUUCUGCAUCUGCAAUUGCCAUUUUUCUACCUUCCCCUCCAUCGCGCCUUUUCUGCCCUCCCCUCGCGCGUGGCGUCGUUUUCGACGGAGGCUAGUGGCAGAGCUGGGGAGGAGGGAGGCUGACAAGGGCUCGUCCGCAGACUGAGAUCACCAAAGCUUCGAGGUCACCUCAGAGGCCAUUCUGCUCUUUCUUCUAUUUUCCCUCUCCCCUUUUCUUCUCGUUCGCAGGCGGGCCUUUUGUUUUCAGCUGACUUGUCCGAGGGGGUUGCCGCCGCCGCCGUGCUGAAUUGGGCUAUUGUUGGACAGGCAGGCCUCUCUCUCUCUCUCUCUCUCUCUCUCUUUAUCUAUCUCUAUCUAUCUCCAUUUUUCCCUCCAAAAUACCUUCCUUUAUGUUCCUUUCCUCCUCCUCUGGCUGCCACUCGUCACUCUCCAUCCUUUCAUUGUGAUGCACCUUGCUUAAACUCGUACGCGUAUUCAUCCAUACGCACGCGUCGUCUUCCUCCACCGCCUCCCCCCACCAGCACCCUGCUUUUUCUCAUCCCCGCAGUGCCUCAAAGUUAGCGACGCAAUGUGCCCUUCGUGGCACGUGAAUCCGGAUGUUUGCCAGGGGGUCGGCGGGAUUCGUUCCAGCCAAGGGUGAUGCCUCGGAGGACAGCCCAGCCCAGCGCUCCCACGCCCACCUCCAGCCAGCCCGCCUGUCACUGAGCACGCCCGCCUGCGCCACCACGUGUCAACCCCGAGUUUGUGUGUGUAUGUGUGCAUGCGCGCGUAUGUGUGUAUAUGUGCACGCAUGUGUGCAUGUGCGAGAGCACCCUUACCAUGACUCUGGCCUGAUCCCUGGACUGGGGUGUCCCCUGCAAAUGUGGGGGAGGGACUGAACCUCAGGUCGCUCCCCACCCCCUCCCUCCCCUUACCCCUUUCCCUCUCUCCCCUUUCCCCCCUUCCACGGGUAACCUGCCCAGCAUGAAGAAGACCCGCAGCACCAACCUCAGGCGGGCCUGGCCCAGCUCGGAUCUACCGGAGCGGGCCUUGGAGCGCAUCCGCUCUCGUAGUGAGAAGGACUACCACCUCCAUAAGCACUUUCCACCGCCCCCUCCUUCAACCCACAUCUCCCCUUCUCCGCGGGGCUACAUAACACCAGGUGAUGUAUCUCCUAUCAGUAUGUCACCCAUCAGUCAGUCUCAGUUCAUCCCACUGGGAGAGAUUUUGUGCCUGGCCAUCUCAGCCAUGAACUCUGCCCGCAAGCCUGUCACACAAGAUGCACUGAUGGAGCACCUUUCCACCUGCUUUCCAGGUGUACCCACUCCGAGUCCAGAGAUCCUGCGUCACACACUGAACAUGUUGGUACGGGAGAGGAAGAUCUACCCCACACCAGAAGGUUACUUUAUUGUUACUCCUCAGACCUACUUCAUCACCCCCUCCCUCAUCCGCACCAACAGCAAGUGGUACCACCUUGACGAGCGGCAUCCAGAUCGACAGCAACAACAACAACAACUUCAGCCACAGCAGCAGCAACAGCCACCACCACCACAACAGCAAUGUACAUCACCACAAUCUGGAACCAUCACUCCCUCCACUUCUGGAUGUGUGCGAGAAAGGCCUAAUCCUAAGAAUCACAGUGAGUCCUAUAAUGCAUAUCGUGAUGAGCUGACCAACCUUCAUACAUCCACAAUUCAGAGGAAGUCCCCAAAAGAACCCAAAGGAGAUCCCCCUUCAUACCCUCAACCCCCACCCGCUCCACCUGCCAUUCAGCACCCUCCUGAUCCCACAGACAAGAGCAAAAGCAUGACCGCCACCUUUUCUUACAAGACAGACACACUGACCAAGAAAAAAGAGGGCAGUGGUGGGGGGAGCUGUGAGAGGCAGUCUAAAAAGUUUGGGCUGAAGCUGUUCCGCUUGAGCUUCAAGAAGGACAAGACCAAACAACUGGCCACCUUUUCAGCACAGUUCCCUCCAGAGGAGUGGCCCCUGAGGGACGAGGACACGCCAUCGGCCACAGCUAUACCCCGUGAGGUGGAAAUGGAGAUCAUCCGCCGAAUCAACCCGGACCUGACUGUGGAGAAUGUGGCUCGUCAUACAGCCGUCAUGAAGCGGCUGGAGGAGGAACGUGCUCAGCGCUGUAAGGCCAACUCAUCUGCACAGCACAGUGCCCGAAGUCGGCGCAGUCGAGGCCACCGGCGCGUCCCACAUGGAAAGUCGCGUUCGCACAGCAAGACACGGGCUUCUAGAGGAGACCCCUCUGAAGGCUCAAAUCUUGACCUGCAAGCAGUAAGUCUGGAGAGGGACUACCGUUUCUUUAGCCACUCACUGGUACGCUCACCAAGAGAGGGAAUGUACACGGUGGAACGCAGGAGUGGUGGUGCCUAUCUUGUCCACAGCAACCCCAACAUUGCUGAGUCGCACUUUCCUGUUACCCCAGAGUGGGAUGUAUCGGGGGAGCUUGCAAAGAGGCGGACAGAGAUGCCUUUCCCCGAGCCUUCACGUGGGACAUCACAUUCAAAAGUGCACCGUAGCCACAGUCACACGCAGGACCGCAAGUCACGCAACGAGCGGUCUGAUAAAGCUAAAGAGCGAUCGCGUUCUAUGGACAACUCCAAGGGACCACUGGGUGGUGGGAGCUCUACACUUGGCACAGUUGAAGAUUAUGACCGCAGUACGGAUGACAGAAGCCGAUAUUAUACUGAUGAUGGGACGCUGAGGGCCUCCUCUCAAAAGGCUCCGCACUACUCGUGCAUCAUGUUCUCUGCUGCAAAGUUCAGCUCUGAAAUGUCUGUACCUGAUAUGGGCAAAUUGAGUCUGGAUGAAUCAAGACUUUGCAGUCCUCUUGAAAGGAAUAAGAGCAGGGACAGCUUGCCAGCCUACAGUGACCUGAAGGCCCUGUCGCCAAAGCCUUUGACCGAUGACUACUUCCAGUGCAAUACAUCGAAUGAAACAAUCCUUACUGCCCCACUGCCUCUGGGCAAAUCUGACCAUGACACUUUAACCCCAUCUGACGGAAUCCGCAAGGGCUCUCCAGCUGACCGGCAGACACCGCACCUCACCUCGCCUCACCCCUUGGAGUACAAGGAGGACUCCUCUACCAAGGGCCACAAUGGUUCUGGCAAACCCACACCAAGCCAGACCCCUGAGCCUAUGCCCAAUGGACGAUUGAUACAGCACCAACACAACACUGAUCCAGGGGGUGGGGGAGGUGGUGGUAGCACUGGUGGCGGGGUGGACAAGCGGAAAGAGAUUUUCAGUAAGGACACUUUGUUCAAACCGCCACAUAAUAUUUUGACUGUGAGCUAUGUGGACAGUGGCUACUCAAAGUCGGGCACUUUGCGUAAGACUCCUCACAUGAAAUCAUCCGAAGUCCUUGACACUCUGGAGACACAACAGCCACCUAACUCCACCCCUUUGUCUGCUUCUGCUCCAGCACCUACAGGCUCAGAACAGGGUGCCCCCUCAACAUCUGAGGCUGCUUUUGACUAUUACAACGUGUCAGAUGAUGAUGAUGAUGAUGAGGAGGAGGUGGAAGAAGCCCCCCAUAAAGAGGCAGCUCCAACAGAGACAAAGGGACGGUCAGGGGCUGGAGAGGGUGGCGGAGGAGUAGGGACCAUGCAGUGGUUGUUAGAACGGGAGAAAGAGCGUGAUCUACAGCGGAAGUUUGAGAACAACUUGACUCUGCUGAGCCCUAAGGAAAGUGAGAACAAUAACAGCCAAAAGUCGGCACACUCAGCACGGCUGGACAGCAUGGAUAGCAGUAGUGUGACUGUAGACAGUGGGUUUAACUCCCCUCGCACACGGGAAAGCUUGGCAUCCAACACCUCGAGCAUCGUGGAGAGUAACCGGCGACAGAAUCCGGCCCUAAGUCCAGGCCACAUGGGUACCACCAGCAUCGGCCCCCCAUUCAGCUUCCGCGCAAUCCCAGAGCCCCCUACAACGCAACCUGAGAAACUGCAGAAAUCCCCCAACUGCCUUGCCUCCAUCACCAGCGUCUGACAUGGGCCCACCUGGGGUGACGUAGGGUCAGGGUGAUCUGCAAUUUUUGGGGUGCCACAGUGCAGGAGGUUGGGUGACUCCCUCCAUCAAGCACCUCGACUAUAUGGGGACUGUUAAACCCACAGGCAUGACUUCCAGAGACUGUUCCUACAGCAUAAAAGGUCACUGCAAAAAAGAACAGAAAAGGGGGAAAAACAUAAGGAAAUUUCUCAUCAUAGGAUUUACCUUAACAAGCAAUUAAUCAGGAAAUUCUCCAGUUGGAAUCAAUCAUUAUUUUCGAAAUAGUCUUGAAAGAACUGGUAAUUUAACAUUGCUUUAUUUUCAGCAGUAUUUUUUGUCCGUCACAGAUUAGAGAUCAUGGAUUAAGUUUUGCACGCAUUAAGAAAUAGAUGCCGAUGUGCAGGUCUGAGGUAUUAACGAUGAAGAUUUGUGAUAUUGGUAUACAGUGCAAGUUUAAAAAAAUGAGGCAUAAUUUAAUUCAUGGUUCAUAAAGUUGUAUAAUAUUCUGAAAAAAUAAACCCAUCUGUCAUAAUUGCUAUUAGCUACAUUAAUAAAACAAUAAGAAUCACACGUACAUGCUUAUUACAAACAACACAUAGACGAAUUAGUGGAAAAAAAGAUCUCGUUCUGAAAUUAAAAGAUUUAUUUAGGACAAAGGACUAUUGAUUUUUUUUUAAACCCAAACUUGUGCAUACAAGUACUUUGUAUGCAACUUUACAUUACCUAAUGGAUUUACCUGGUUCAUAAAAGUUUAUAUUCAUAUUUAAUCUCAGGUCAUAAAUAGUUACUCUCCUAAGAAGAAGUUAAAACAUUUGUCUGGAAUCAUGUUUCUCUGGAUCAUUUCACCAAACUUUUGUUUCUUUGGGAAUAAAACAAUGUAUCUGAUUUUAAUUAUGUCACAAUUUUGCUAUUAGUUUAAUUUAUUGUGCUUUUUUAAAACAUUUUCCUUUUAGAAAUGAAAUAUAAAAACAUCAGACAUGUGAACCAGACACCUAUAGUCUCAUGAUCCAGAAACAUGCUUGUCUUCUGUGUAGCUCAAUGUCUUGCUGUACAAAAGAAGGAGGAUGUUGGAAAUCGCAGUGACAGGAACACAGGUGUUGUGUCUAUAACAUCCAUAGCUCCAUGGAAAGGUCAUGCCAUUCUCUUCCUUUGGGCCAGUGGGAUUCAAAGACUCUGCCCUUUUGCUGCUCCGAUAAAACCUUUAUUUUCGAAUAUUUUCCUACUUGAGUUCAAUCCACACCACAGUGAUUCUUAUUUUCAGGUUCAUUUCUUUUUUUGCAUGGGAUUUGAGCUGUUUUUGACAGUUACUCAAACCAUCUGACCUGUGUAAAAACUACAGUCCAUAUUCACAAUCUUCUCAACCCUUCAUGCCUUCACUAAAUGUUUGUUUUGGUUAGAUCUGCUUAAGUUAUGUACAAAUAAUUUGCUCCACUAUUAUUCAAUGUCAGAGAUGAAAUGGAUUACGUACCAUUUUGAUCCAUGAACGACGGCCCAUUUUCCAAGAUUGAAUUAAACAUUAAAAUACUUGAUUUGAACAUUUGGACUAUGGCUUUAACUGUUUGGCAUGACAUCUCAAGAGCGCACCGGAUCUCGUCUCUUCUGGCGGUGACUCGGUGAGGAUCGGGAAAGAGAGCAGAGCUCAUGUCACAUCCAUUGGUGCUAUUAUGUGGUGAUUCUCCUUUUUUUUUUACUUACGUUCUGUUUGUUUUGUAUGCUUCAUUGCUUUUUGAUGAGUGGAUAUCCUCAAGUGGGACUUCUUGUCGUGUUUGAGUCUUAAGACCACUUUCAGCUCACUCCCUCUCACUCUGAAUAUUAUCCACACAUACACAUACACAUGCACACGCCUGCAAUCAGCCAUGCAAACAACCCCACAUACAUGCACAUAACUAGCUACCUCCACCACCUGUGUAACAACAAGGUAGGGAUGUGUACAGAUUUGGAUUCUUUGCCUGUGGAACACAGCGCUGACACAGCCUCUUCUCUGUGAAUGUUGACAAGGAGCGGCGGACAUUGUAACUAAGAGGACUUCUUCAAAAUAAUCAGUAUUAAGUGCUGUAGUACUCAAUUUUUCUCAGUUUUCGACAGAAGUGUCUUUUACUUAUUUGCAAGUUUAAAUGUAUAAACCUGUCAAGCACUGCAUUAACGAAACAGUUCAAAUUUGAUUUUCAUUCCCUUCAAUGUUUUUGUAGGCAGCAAUUUUCAGUUCUUUUAAAGUUUAUCUAAUUUUAAGCCCAGUGAACAAUUAUCCAAUUCUAGUUUAUUGACAAUGCAACUAGACAGAGGCAAGGGUCGCAUUCACAUCCUUCUGCAUAUUCAAGAUAAUAUGAGCUAUGAUUAAGCACCUCAGCAUAUACAAUAUUCCCAAUUAAAUCAUAAUUUUAGGCUUUUUCGCACUCUAAGAUCAAAUCGAAAAGAGUUUACUUGCAGUGUGAACUUCUCACCUGCUUUUUGGCAAUACUGAUUUGCAAUAGUAUUGUUUUCAGUUUCCCACCUAAAUUUAUGAGGUCUGUGGUUAGGAUCCGGUUCUCUCUCUUAGAUCCUGCAGUUGUAGGUGGGAUGAAUAUUGAAAGACAAGAGCUUCAUAUAUUUAAUAGUAAUGAUAUAUUAUUGCUAGACAUCAUAGAAAUACAUCUGAGCGAGCACCUCAUAAAUAGAUCUAUUAAUGUAUAAUUUCGCAUAUCGUAUUGACAGAGCUUUACUUAAAACUAUUUAUAAUCACUUAAAUCACAAAAAUUCUAUUUCAGUUUACUGUACCCAGAAUUCUUAUAGUAAAACUGUCAGAAGAUGCAUUUUGGUUUUCUGUCACAUAUUUAGUUUUAAUUUUAAACCCCCCUUCACCAUCUGAUAAUCAUAUUUCUCUUUUAUUCCUCGCUUUAGUUUUUGAUAGACAAAAGGGAGUAAUGCAGCCAAGACUGCCUUGUAAAAAACAUGUUUGCACUGAAAUGCCUGGCCUCUGGUUGCUGUUAAGUUCAUCCAAGACGGAUGCUUUGUUUAUAUUGUAAAAUAUUUCAUAUGAAAUAAAAAUGACCAUGAAAUGUCUUCCCUAAACAUUAUGGAUUUUAGAACCACGUCAGACAACAUUGUUUCUAAAUGGUGACAGUGUACAGUAUCAUACUGUAAAUGAAAUCAAUCUGCCAUGCUUAGUAUAACUUCAAAAGAAAACUGAAAGAUAUGAGGGAUCUUUUUGUAAUGUCUAUAAUAUUUGAAAAGAAGUCCCUAUUUGUGUAGUAAUGGUGUUUCAUCGUUGUGGUAGUGUAUGUGAUAAACCCAGUUGGGAGAUUGUGUUACUUUUUAAGACAAUAAAAUAACAUGUUUGGUUA
Messenger RNA from Paramisgurnus dabryanus, 7603 nucleotides. It is a transcript of the gene stox2a, whose product is annotated as storkhead box 2a. The record is from RefSeq and is a predicted model, not a curated record. NCBI's taxonomy places the organism in Eukaryota, Metazoa, Chordata, Actinopteri, Cypriniformes, Cobitidae. Gene Ontology annotation, cellular component: nucleus; cytoplasm. Gene Ontology annotation, molecular function: RNA polymerase II transcription regulatory region sequence-specific DNA binding. Gene Ontology annotation, biological process: regulation of transcription by RNA polymerase II.